Messenger RNA from Saccostrea echinata, 3110 nucleotides. Its product is annotated as phosphatidylinositol-3-phosphatase SAC1-like. Gene Ontology annotation, biological process: phosphatidylinositol dephosphorylation. The record is from RefSeq and is a predicted model, not a curated record. The transcript has 18 exons. The coding region runs from base 12 to 1814 and encodes 600 amino acids. Lineage: Eukaryota; Metazoa; Mollusca; Bivalvia; Ostreida; Ostreidae. Gene Ontology annotation, molecular function: phosphatidylinositol-4-phosphate phosphatase activity. Gene Ontology annotation, cellular component: endoplasmic reticulum.
AAACAUCAAAGAUGGCGGUUCACGAAUCGCUCCAUCUUCAUGUGACCUCAGACAAAUUUUAUAUUCAGCCCGUGGAUUCUGGGAUAGAUGAAUUAUUGGUAUUAGAUAGAGUGUCACAAGAAAUUAGUCUUCAGGCAAACAAAGGGCAGCUUCCAACUUCCAGUAUAACCAAACCUAUCUAUGGCGUAUUUGGGAUUAUUAGGCUCAUAGCAGGACCUUACCUCAUUGUUAUCACGAAAAGGGAAAAGAUUGGUGAGAUAAAUGGUCACACAGUGUGGAAGGUGGCUGGCACUGAGGUGUUAUCCUUUAAAAGGACUCUGCUGCAUCUAACAGAACAACAGAAUGUACACAACAAGUCCUAUUUGAACAUGUUGGAGUAUGCUCUGAGGAUGGAGAGCUAUUACUACUGCACCAACUUUGAUCUGACUCACAGUCUCCAGAGGCUGUAUAACACAAGCCCCGACUUCCACACAAUGUCACUGGUAGAAAGGGCUGAUCCCAGAUUUAUGUGGAAUGGACACCUGUUAAGAGAACUAUCCCAGUUAUCAGAUAUGGGACGCUAUUGUUUACCUGUAGUGCAUGGCUUCAUAGAAUGUCAGUCAUGUAGCAUCAACAAUAAGACGUUUGACUACAUCCUGGUCUCCCGACGUUCUGUAUACAGAGCUGGCACUCGGUUUUAUGUCCGAGGUAUUGACACAGAGGGACAGGUGGCCAACUUUGUGGAAACAGAACAAAUAAUACAAUAUGAAGGAAACAAGUGUUCAUAUGUUCAGAUCCGAGGUUCCAUUCCACUGUUUUGGACACAAAGACCUAAUCUGCAAUAUAAACCCAAGUUCAAACUUAACACAUCUAGUCAUAUAGAGGUCUUCCAAAGACAUUUCGAUGAUUUAGUUUUUAACUAUGGAGACCAAGUCUUAAUAAAUUUGAUAAACCACACUGGUGGGGAAGGACAGCUUGAGAAGGCCUUCUCUCAGUCAGUUACAAACACUCAAAACCCCAAAAUCAGGUAUGAGUAUUUUGACUUUCACCAUGAAUGUCGAAAAAUGAGAUGGGACCGACUGUCCAUUCUAACAGACAGGCUUGGAGAAGACAUUAAAAGAUUUGGGUAUUUUGCUCUGUCAAAGGAUGGGACUUGUUUAAGUCAGCAGGAAGGAGUUUUCAGGACAAAUUGUAUAGACUGUCUGGAUCGUACCAAUGUAGUUCAGGGUUUACUUGCCAGGAUCAUUCUAGAAAAACAGCUAACGCGUCUUGGUGUUCUAGAGGCCAGCCAGAGAAUAACAGACAUGAAAACUUUCAUAUCUAAAUUCAACAACAUUUGGGCAGACAAUGCAGAUGCAGUAUCCAAACAGUAUGCAGGCACUGGUGCAUUGAAAACAGAUUUCACAAGGCAAGGAAAGAGGACGAAAAUGGGACUUCUCAUGGAUGGUUGGAAUUCUUUAAUCAGAUAUUUUAAGAAUAACUUUGGGGAUGGUUUUCGUCAGGAUGCCAUUGACCUUAUCCUUGGAAACUAUAUUGUGGAAGAAAAUGAAGGAAUUUCUAGACCUUCUCCUCUGCAGGCAGAGAGAGAUUGGAAGUUUUAUGCUGUACCUGUGAUAUUUGUGAUUGCUCUGGGAAUGUGUUUGAUCAGUAUAUUGUUGCCAGAUGAAUCCUGGAGUGAGCAGUUCAUGUACAUUUUGUUCUGGGGCACUGCCAGUGUUGUAUCUUUAGCUGUGAUUUACAUCUACGGAAUCGAAUUUGUUGACCAACCGAAACUUGUCCAUACACAUGCCAGAGUGAAUGGUGCUGUUAUGUAUGAUGCUCCAAAAUCAGCUUAAUACAUGUACUGGGGAAUGUUUAUUCCAUAAAAAAGGAAAAAACAUGUUUAAUACCUAGCAUAUCUCCUUCUUCUUUUUUUUUUAAGAGUCUCUGAUUGUUUUCAAGUGUUGUUCAUAUAUCAUCAAUAAAUCUACCUUAAAACCAGACAUUUCGAUUCAUAUGUUUUACCCUUAGUAAAUUAUUACGAUGACACAAUUUUCUUUUGACAUUGCGUACAUUUAUUGAUGAAAUUCUCUCAAUUAUUAAACCGUACAUUUCAUGUUUCUGUGAUCUUUUCUGUGUUACAGAUGUGAAUUCAGUAGUCAGUAGAUGAAUUGUCCAUGACCUAUAAAUUUUUUUUAAUGGCAUUUUUCAGAGUACUGAGUCUAAAUUCAAUUUCAGUUCUUUUAAAAAAUUUUGAACAUGUGCAUGCAAUUUUGAAAGUACAUGUAUGUGUACCAGUAGACAAGAAUUAAUUGUAUUUGUAAAUUCUCAUAAGUUCUCUCCUUUUUUAUAUGUAAUGAUAGUCUCUCAGUCAUUACAAAAGGUAUAUCUUACUGUUCUGCCACAAGUUCAUUUAGUUUAAACAAUAUUGGAAUUAAAAAAAAAAGAGCAUAUUUUGAAAGGCCUACUGAGGUAUAAAUUUUCCGAACUUCUUGGAAUACCAACAAUGUUUCUAUUUAUGUUAAAAUUGUGAAAGUAUUAUUUUUCAUGAACACUCUGAAAAAAGAACAACCUACACACACACACUUAACAGAGUAAACUUUUGAUAUCUUUAUGCCACAGUGUAGCUUUGAAAGUGCUUACCGGUACAUUAGUUUUAACAACCUUUACAUAUCAAAUAAUGUUAAAUGAAGGCUUGUGCCAUAUACUCUCCAGUUAAGAUGUUCAGAAAGUACCCAUACAACCUUAUUUAAUUAGGGAUUUUUUUCCUAAUGAACAAAUUACAUGAAAAAUUAUGGUAUGAUUGACCAACUAAUCAGAAAAAAUUGUACUUUUAUAACUGUCUGGCAUUGGUACACAAUGUGUGGAGGUUACAAUGGCAGGCAUCUGCUUUGUGUGCAUGCUCAAGGAAUAAAAAAGAAAAAAAAACAUUUCUAGAAGACAAGUAAUGUGAUUUUUAGAAAAAGUUUAUUGGAAUAAGAAGUUUGUGCAUUUUUUUCUAAGUCUGUCUGAGAAUUUCAACAGUAAAUGUUAUAUUCCUUUAGACAUAAUUUCAAAAAAAAAGGAAUAUUAGAACUCCGCCAUAAAUUUUUGUAUUUAGAGAGAGUAGUUUUUAUUUAUAAGAAUUAUUCAUUUAUGGAAUUGAAUAUUAU